Molecule: messenger RNA, 2343 nt
Organism: Diospyros lotus (date-plum)
Lineage: Eukaryota; Viridiplantae; Streptophyta; Magnoliopsida; Ericales; Ebenaceae
Product: F-box protein At2g32560
Exons: 5
Coding region: 791-1978 (395 amino acids)
Molecular function (GO): protein binding
Source: RefSeq, a predicted model, not a curated record
GGGUGGCUGGUUGGCCGGAUUUUUCUCGGGAAAAUCCACAGAAAAAAGAAAGUUUUCAUUUUACUUUCAUCCCACGUUCGUUUUUUAACCGCGAAAGGCCCCGAUUGAUUUUGUUGGGGCUGGGCGAGGGCGAGGAGGAGGAGGAGGAGGAGGAAGACGAGGGAGGAGGGUUUGGGUUUGGGAGAAGUGUGAAGAUUCUGAUGGACUAUUGAAGGUGGGGCCCAAGGAAGAAACAUCGUUUAGGCGCCCCCCCCCCCCCCCCAGCACCAUAUAUCUUCAUCCUUCAUCGCCAUCUUCCUUCUUCUUCUUCUUCAUCUAUUCCCCAAAUCUCCUCUGUUUUUGUCUCUUUCUUCGUUUUUGUUUGUUAAUUUCUUCUGUACUGUUUUUAAUUCCAUUCCACAGAUCUCCUUGCUUUGUUAGGUGCACCUAAUUUUUGCUUAAAUCCCAACUGCUCAGAUCCCUUCCUUGCCUUACUAUUAUUUUUCUUAUUAUCAAACUGAUUGUUCUUCGGGACAGCUCCGAGAUUUGGGUUGUCCUCCAAAUUGAUUAUUCGCCGCUCCAAAUUGUGUUACUUGUGUGUGUGUGUGUAUAUAUUAUAUAUACUUCAUUUGUUCUGGUUCACACUUGGGCGGCGAGGCCCACUGCUUGGUUUGGUGGGCUUCGUCGGAGCCAUAAAGAUCACUUGUUCAAGUCUUCUGGGCAUGGUUUUUGGUUCUUUGGGGGUGGGAUUUGGAAGAAGAAAUUUCAAUCCAAAUCCUCGUUAUCUUUUGCCUGUGAUCCGUUCGACAUAAUGUUUUUCUUCUUGAUCACUUGCCUUUCCUUCUUCUGCUUCUGCAAGUAUUCGCUCCCUCUCAAGCCCCUCCCGGCCUGGGCUCACGAGAUGAGAUUGCUCUCAAUGUCCGCCUUCCAGAUCAAGAAAUCCAUUCGGAGCAGCCUCGCGGCCGGCGCCAUUGAAAUCGGCUUCUCCAAAAUGUCGAUGAAGAUGAUGAAUUCGUCGAAUUUCAAGGCGGAGGAGGGUAGGGAAGAGGAGACGAGCAUGCUGCUGGAGCUGCCGGAGCUGAUACUGGAUUGCAUCUUCGAGAGGCUGCCGGCGGACGGCCUCUGCACCAUGGCCAGCGUGUGCAGAGCGAUGCGCGAAAGGUGCACGAGCGAUCGCCUCUGGCGCAGGCACAUCAGCCACAAAUGGGGCCGAAUUAUAGGCCCUUCCGCCCACCGCCACUGGUACUGGCACUUGGCUUCAGCCAAAGAUUGCUCCGGUGGCUUCCAACGAAGAGGCGGGGGCAGUUUAAUCGUUUCUCUUUCUCGGCUCUGGCCUCUUUCCCUGAUCACAUCGAACCUCGACAACGCCAAGAGGAAGAAGACGACUAAUUUGCUGCCCAUUGGUUCUGUUAUGUCCUUGUAUAUAGCUCUUGAAACUGGCAAAUUCUCCUUCCCGGCUCAGGUCUAUAACCGCGAGAAUGGGCAUGUUGGGUUUAUGCUUUCUUGCUACGAUGCAGAACUUUGCUAUGAUCCCCGGACAGACACUUUCCAGGCUAGGUAUCCACCGCAUGGAAGAAGACCAGAUGCAAUAGAGAACGGCGUGAGUUGGGACCGGAUAAGGGCACCCCCCAUAGAUACCUCUCCUCAUGAUCUUCAUAUCUCUGACUGUUUGGACGAAUUACGGCCUGGUGAUCACUUUGAGAUUCAAUGGAGAAGAAACAAAGAAUUUCCAUAUGGUUGGUGGUAUGGUGUUGUAGGUCACCUGGAAUCAUGUAAUGGGAAUGAUAAUUAUUGUUUUUGUCACCAAAGUGAUACGGUGGUGCUGGAGUUCAACCAGUACUCACAGGGCUCCCAGUGGAGACGAACUUCCAUCAACCGGAGACACCACCGGGAAGAAGGAAACGAGGCAGACGGGUUCUAUGGCGGGAUUAGGAAACUUUGCAGCGAGGAUGAGAUCACCACGUGGAGACGGCUCUGGCCAUCAGUACCCUUGGAAUAACAGAGUCUAGUUUCAUUUGGAAGUAAAGAAAAUGGUGGCUUACCACCAUUGAUGGUCUUGCUACAAGUACGUGUACAUAGCUUCUAAUCUUCACACCGGGCUGGCAGGAAAAUCUUCUCCCUCUUCUCCUCUCGGACUCAGAAUGCAUACACCUUAGCUUUCACGGGAGAAUUUAGACGAAAACUUCAUGGAACGACAGCAAAUUUCCCAAAAUGCUGUCCUGAAGUACCAAAAUUACCACGUUUUAUACAGAAUUUUAUGUGGCUGCUUGUAUGAUGAACAUGAAUUAGUUGUUCUGAUGUACAAGGCAAAAUGGUUCCUGUGCCCGUCAACUUAUUAGUGAUAAACAAACACUCUUCAUCGUC